Messenger RNA from Chara braunii, 1821 nucleotides. Lineage: Eukaryota; Viridiplantae; Streptophyta; Charophyceae; Charales; Characeae. The record is from the annotation of a GenBank genome assembly.
CCGAUCCUCUGUACAUUUCGAUGUGAUGGAGACGGGAUACGACUUCAUUCUUGGCACUCCGUGGUCUCGUCGGUUCCGCAGCACCGAGGCCGAAUGGGCGACCAACACUCUCCUUCUCAAAAUGAAGCGUGGACAGACGUAUCGGGUACCUUUCAUAGGUACCACUGCGACACCACGCUCCGAUCCUCCUCCGCCGGAGCCUUUCGUGCCCAAACCAUCUCCUUCUAUCACUGUCACCUCGCCUCGGCAGUUUGCUCACUUCAUCCUACAAGACGACGUCACCUUCUUUAUGGUGAACGUGACGGAUCUCUUACACUAUGAUCCACCCUGUUCCGACGUCGAGCUCAUCCCUCUGGAGCCAGAUCCUCCUUCUAUCUCCAUAGCUCUCAUCUCUACUUCCGUCACUCCGUCGGCCGUCGAGUCCACCCCGCCGUCGCGCGCUGACGCUGACGCUGAGGAACUCGCACGAUAUACGGCUGACCUGGAGCCCGUAGUUUGUGACCUCAUUCGAGAGUACCAUGACGUUUUCCCUUCGUCGUUCUCGUACGCCGACAUCCCACCGAUGCGCGACGUCGAGUACUCCAUCCAGCUUGUGCCUGACUAUCGUGUUCACCACCAGGCAACCUACAGACUCUCGAUCCCCAAGGCCACCGAACUCAAACGUCAACUUGAGGAGCUCCUCAGACUGGGUUUCAUUAAACCCAGCAACUCCCCGUGGGUUGCACCCGUCCUCUUUGCUCGCAAAGCGGAUGGAACUCUCCGUCUCUGCAUCGACUAUCGCGGUCUCAACUGCUACACGGUUAAGAACAGCUACCCCAUGCCUCAUUCCGACGAGCUGUUCGACCGCCUAGUAGGCAACCGCUUCUUUACGAAGAUUGAUCUUCGGAGCGGUUACCAUCAGAUCCGCGUCGCUACAGCGGAUCAGCCGAAGGCAGCGUUCCGAUCGCGCUUCGGCCACUACGAGUUUACGGUGAUGCCAUUCGGCCUCACCAACGCACCCGCUACCUUCCAGAGGGCGAUGAACGACAUCUUCAGGGACAUCCUGGAGCAGUACGUUCUCGUCUACCUCGGACACCUCUGCGACGUCCUUGACCCCUUGCGCAGACAUGGCUUCUACGCCAAGCUGAGCAAGUGCCACUUUGCACAGCACAAAGUGGAUUUCUUAGGACACUACGCGUCUGACCAGGGUCUCCAUAUGGACGACGCGAAGAUCACUGCUAUUGCGGAGUGGCCCGUCCCCACAUCCGCCAAGCAGCUUCGCAGCUUCCUAGGCCUUACCAGCUACUAUAGUAAUUUCAUCCAGGGAUACGCUAGGUAUUCCUACGUCCUUACCUCCACCCUCCUCCGGAAGAACCCGCCCUGGGCUUGGACACCCCUCCACGAGGACGCCUUCCACGCCCUCAAGAAGGCGGUGACAUGCGCACCGGUGCUUCACCUACCCGAUUUUGAUCGCCCUUUUAUCCUUACCACCGAUGCGUCAGACUUUGCCGUAGGAGCAGUGCUUUCUCAUAUUUUCCCCUCCUCCCCUGAUUCCUCUCAUCCUCGUAUCCCUCGCUUCCCACCCCCGACCCCUACCACUGCCUCCCACCUGACGCCUACUCGCUCAGCUACUGACGAGCCUUCUAUUGACUAUUCUCCUACCAUCGUCGAGAACGGCAUUGUUGAGUCUCGCUCAGGUGAUUGUCCGAUAGCCUUCUACUCCCGUCAGCUCUUGCCCGCCGAGAUAAACUACACCGCUGAUGAACGUGAGCUCUACCCCCACGUGGGCCUUCCAGAUACAGCGUCCACCAAGGUGAUGAAGAUGGUGUGCACCAUAGCCAG